Messenger RNA from Metschnikowia bicuspidata var. bicuspidata NRRL YB-4993, 1001 nucleotides. RefSeq lists its product as uncharacterized. The transcript has a single exon. Lineage: Eukaryota; Fungi; Ascomycota; Pichiomycetes; Serinales; Metschnikowiaceae. The record is from RefSeq and is a predicted model, not a curated record. The coding region runs from base 112 to 783 and encodes 223 amino acids.
GUGAGUCCGGACGAUAUAGCUGCGCUUCGGGUUUGACUUUGUCUUCUCAAACCAUCAAAUUGAACCACACCUUCAGAUAGGCUAUUUCUCUAAUUUAUACAGACAUGAGGCAUGUCACUUGUAGAAUCGGCUGCUUCGUUGCGGCCAGUUCAAUGCCGAAAGAGAACACCCAUGCUAGUCCGGCCUGGUCGAUUGUGUGCUGGGAUCUUCCAGUUAUUAUAUCCUAAAGGUUUUCUUCCCUCGGCUUCCGCGUUGUCACCCAAUUUUGCCUACUUUCUCUAUCUACGCCGUUUCCAGAUCUCUUUUGGUUUCUUCACAUCCCAUUUCCCGAUUCUUCUCUACUACUUCCCUCGCUUGAGUUCUUUAUUACUUCUCUCGCUUCUCGAUUCUUUCUUUCUUCCCUUGCUUCUCGAUUCUUUAUUACUUCCCUCGCUUCUCGAUUCUUUCUUUCUUCCCUUGCUUCUCGAUUCUUUAUUACUUCCCUCGCUUCUCGAUUCUUUAUUACUUCCCUCGCUUCUCGAUUCUCCUGUUUUCUUCGAUUUUCCCAAUUCUCAGAACUCUCCAGAUCUCUCCGUUUUUUCUCAGACCUCCGUCAUCCUUAAUUUUCCCUUUCCUCCAAUCUCUUCUCUUUUUCCUGUCCCCCAUGUUUUGGUCCCAGACCGACUUGGAGACGCAUCGCGGCUUAUGUAUACUCCAUCUACUCCAGCACCAUGGCCCGAGAACCCCGGUCUUUCCACAUGGAAAUUAGGUUAUACCCCUUUUUCUGCCAACCCUCCCACUUAGCUGUCGCCAACGCUCGUUUCUGAAACUCCAUACAAACCCAAUGAAAACGAUAGACUACCAGCAGCUCCGCGCAUGCUUGUAUCUGCGCAUUCCUCCAUCGGACUUCAUGGCCCACGACAUCUCCGCCAUUUUGGACGAGCAGAGCCAGGAGAACGUGGCACGUGACCUCGCCGUCAUAGCACAGUCCAACUGCUUCUACGUCAAGCUUUUUUUGGCGC